This is a messenger RNA of Phytophthora sojae, 4267 nucleotides long. RefSeq lists its product as hypothetical. Bases 1848 to 3584 code for a protein of 578 amino acids. The record is from RefSeq and is a predicted model, not a curated record. The transcript has a single exon. Gene Ontology annotation, molecular function: oxidoreductase activity. NCBI's taxonomy places the organism in Eukaryota, Oomycota, Peronosporomycetes, Peronosporales, Peronosporaceae. Gene Ontology annotation, cellular component: plasma membrane.
ACGGGCUCCCCUCCAACCAUCGCCAUGCUGUUGGUCUUCGCCUUCGCUGUACGCAACAACUCGGUGUUGUUGACACUUACGGGCAUCUCGUUCGAGCGAGCGCUGCUGUACCACAAGAUCGCGGCCGUCGUCACUAUAAUAUCGACGGCGCUGCACGGACUGGCGUACGUGCUGGCUCGUGAGAACGACGAGGAAGAGGACCAAAGCAGCAGGGCGUUCACCGGCAUCGUUGCCUUGGGAUCCAUGGUCGCGCUCUUCUUGUUCUCGCUGGGCCCGAUCCGCCGUAAAUUCUUCGAGUUCUUCGUGGAUCCUCUUCAUCGUGGUGAUCGUGUUUGCGGUCAUCCAUGGCGCUGGGUUAGCGUUGGUUGGCGUCGUACCGUGGCUCAUCGACAUGCUCUUCCGUCUGGCCUACCGUCCAAGAAUCUAUUCCAAGGGAUCCCUCCUCAACGGGAAGAAGGCCGACCCUAACGAUGGUCCGGCAAACUUAGUCACGGGCAAGCGCCUGGGCGUUAUCGCGCGUGAUCAACUCUCGGUGUCGGCGUUGCCUGGCGACAUCGUCGAGGUCAAGUUCCCUCGCGUCCGCAAGGAUACGGGCGAGGAGUUCAAGUACGAGGCUGGGCAGUACGCCUUCCUGUGCAUGCCGACCAUCUCGAGUCUGCAGUUGCAUCCGUUCACGAUCUCGUCAUCGCCGCAUGAGCCCAUGGUGACGUUCCACAUCAAGGCGCUCGGCGACUGGACCAAGAAACUGCAGGCCCAGGUCUCCACCAUCGGCAAUGGAGCCAACGCUUCCCCGUUCGACGUGCUGGUCGACGGCCCGUACGGCAGCGUGUCCAUUGACAUCGAGAGCGUGAGCACGUACUCACACUUUGCGCUGUUCUCGGGCGGCAUUGGCGUCACGCCCAUGCGCUCGAUCGUCAACUGGCUGCACCACGACGUCAACACCCAAGGACGUCCGAGUGUCGAGCGCGUGCACUUCGUCUGGUCCGUGCGCGACCGCGACACCAUCGAAGCCAUGGUCGGCAACAGUGAGCUCAAGCCCGGCUCGAGCUCCUACUUCCCGCACGACCUCGCGGCAGCCCAGAGUGGGGCAUUCACCAGCGAAAUCUACCUCACGCGUGGCGAGCGCGACUUGGAGGGAUCCUGGGUGGACCAGCAGCUCGAGAGCUGCCUGCGCUUCAACUGCCGCCCGGACAUCGCAGCCACGCUGCGCAGCCUCGGCGAGCAGGCCAAGCAGAGCGGCAAGCAGCGUGUUGCAGUGCUGGUCUGCGGGCCGUCCGCGAUGGUGCGAGACGUGGUUGCCAGUAGCAUGGCGCUGGGCAGGGAGAUGAAGAUGCACUUCGACGUGCACAGCGAGCUGUUCGAGUUCUAAGGAAGCCUCGAGAGGCGUUAAGUAUUGUAGCAGCAGAGAGAAUAGAGAGCGGUAAGACGGUAUGACUCCAUGCAACAGCACUUCUGCACUUUGGUCGUCAUCGUGCGCGUGAGAAGGGGAUGGGUACAGCCGCUUGCUCGAUCUUCUCAACCGCCAAACUCGAUAACGUUUGGUGUUGAAGUACGAACUAAAUUACUCUUCUCACUAUGUUGAUACCGACACGAGUAUCAGUACCUCUUUUCCAUGCUAUACCUGUAAUAUUGCAUGUGGUGAAUCUUCAUCACACAUCGUGUCGCUGAUUACGACAGCCCUGUCUCACGCACGCCUAUGUCGCCGUUGGCCGGGCUCACCUGGCUGCCAAACUGCACUUCCGCACUCAUUCUCGAAUUGGCCAGCUACUGCUCAAGCUCAAGCUCAAGCUCAAGCUAAAGCUUAAGCUAAGGUAAGUCGCGCGUGACGCCAAGAAUCGAAGAUCCCGAUGGCCGACGUGUCGCCCAAAGCCAGCGACUUCAAGGAGGUCUCGACGCCCUCGGCGCCCGACCCGACGAUCCCGUUGGCCACGCCCGUGCCCUCCGCGCCGUACGAGUCCUGGCAGCCGCGCGAGCACUGCGCGUGUCUGCCCGGCCGCCUGCAGACGCUGCUGCGCUCGUGGAUGGUGACGCGCUGGUCGCUCUCGCGCCGCGUCUUCUCCGUGCCCGUGCCGGGGCUCACCGCCAGCUUCGACGUCAAGAAGGGCGACCUGGUGCUCACGCUGCCGGUCGUGGUCAUCCUCGUGGCGGCCAACGCCGUCUUGGCUGGUACUAGAUCCGUUGGAGGCUCCGGGACUAUCGCCACACUGGGGUUACUGCUGGUGUUCUUCUUCGCUAUCAGGAACAACUUACUGCUGCUGGAACUCACGGGCAUCUCGUUCGAGCGGGCACUGUUCUACCACAAGCUCUUCGCCUACACGACCAUCGUGCUGUCGGCGCUGCACGGCCUCAGCUACUUGCUGGCUCAUCAUCAUGGCGACGAGCAGGACAAGGGCAGCAAGGUGACCACUGGAACCAUCAUGUUCGUCGGCAUGGUGCUCAUGUUCGCCUUGUCGCUCAACUUCAUCCGCCGCAGGUUCUUCGAGCUCUUUCUCAGGAUGCACUGGGUGCUGCUGCUAGUGGUGUUCAUCGUCGGUAUGGCACAUGGGGCAGCUUUGGCACUAGUGGGGAUCGUGCCGUGGAUCAUCGACCUGCUCUUCAGACUGGUGUACCGUACGCGGAUCUACAAGCAGGGCGCGCUGUUCAAGAAGAAGGACGCGGACAAUGCCAACGUGGACUCGAACCGCAACGUGCUCAACGCCAGCAACGGCUUGGGCGUCAUUGCACGCGACCAGGUCUCUGUGGCUGCGUUACCUGGACACAUCACGCGCGUCAGCUUCCCCCGCGUACGUAAAGAUACGGGCGAGGUGUUCGAGUUCGAGGCCGGCCAGUACGCGUUCCUGUGCAUCCCGAGCAUUUCCAGCUUGGAGUGGCAUCCAUUCACGAUCUCGGCGUCGCCAAAUGAGGACAUCGUCUCGUUCUACAUCAAGUCGUCGGGUGACUGGACUGCGAAGGUGCUGGAGGUUGCGUCAAAGAGCGAUGGCUCGACGGAAGCUCCGUGUGAUAUUCUGGUGGAUGGACCCUAUGGCCGCGUGUCGGUCGAUAUCGACACCCCUGAGACGUACUCUCACUUCGCGCUGUUCGCUGGAGGCAUUGGCGUGACUCCAAUGCGCUCCAUCCUCAACUGGCUCCACUACGAACGCUACACGCUCGGUCGAUCGGAGAUCAAGCGAGUGAACUUCGUGUGGGCUUUGCCGAACCACGACGCUGUCGAUGCGCUGCUAGACAAAGUGCCGAAUGGUGAGGAGGGCGCUGGAUCCGCGGGUUACUUCCCUCAAGAGAUCGGGCGCAACAUUUCCUCGGACAACACGUUCACCAGCGAGUUCUACCUGACAGACGCGGAAAGAGACGUGGAGAAUCCCAUGGAGCAGCAGCUUGAACAUCGCCUACGUUACGGGUCACGACCAGAUAUUACCUCCAUUCUACGUUCGUUGGGAGACCAAGCGAAGCAGGAUGGCAAAGAUCGUGUUGCUGUUCUGGCGUGCGGCCCGAUGCCCAUGGUGCAAGCUGUGCUUGACACAAGUAUGGCUCUGUCGAAGGAGAUGAAAGUGCAGUUCGACGUGCACACCGAACUUUUUGAGUUUUAACUUUUCCUGAAUCAUAGGUAUGGAUCGAAACCCGGUAAUCUAAUUAUUUGCACUUCCCAAAAAAACUUCGUUGCCAUGCCAAUCUUGAUGGAAAGCAAGCGUGUCACUGAGAUCCAUUGCAUCAAGUUAUCCACAUUCUAUGCUUUAUCUAAAGCACUCCCUUAUACGCCAGCUUUCUGAUCGAAACGCUUACGGUGUGGCAUACACGUACGGAGCCGCGAGCUCCGAGAGCUUCAGCAUCUGCUGGCCGUCUUCGUCGAAGUUGCUCGACGCCAGCCAGCGCUCAAAGGCGCCCUUGAGACCGCCGUUCCAGUCCUUGUCGAUGAUUGAGAACCACGACGUGUCGCGGUUGCGCCCCUUGUACACGAUCAGCUGGCGGAACGUGCCCUCGUACGUGAAGCCCAGGCGGGCGGCAGCACCACGCGACGGCAGGUUGCAGCUGUCACACUUCCACUCGUAGCGUCGGUAGCCGAGUCGAAAGGCGUUGGCUGCGAGCAAGUACAUGGCUUCGGUGGCUGCGCGAGUCUUCGCCAGCCGAGUCGAGUAGAAGAUGUGGCCGAUCUCAACGACGCCGUGGCUCGGUACAAUGCGCAAGUAGGCGGUGAAGCCGACAGCACGCUCGUCCACGAUGAUGGCAUAGAACUGGGGGUCAUCGACCUGUUCUCCCUCUUGAAUCCACUUCU